This is a messenger RNA of Triticum turgidum subsp. durum (durum wheat), 1014 nucleotides long. The record is from the annotation of a GenBank genome assembly. Lineage: Eukaryota; Viridiplantae; Streptophyta; Magnoliopsida; Poales; Poaceae.
AUGGCGCUCAUGGCCUCUCUUCAGCUCGAUUCUACCGUGGCAGUGCUCUGCCUCGCCUUCGUAGCCUCUUGCAUCUUCCUCGUUGCUAGAAGCCGCAAGGCCGGCGCACGCGGAUCACCGCCACCUUCGCCUCCGGCGCUGCCCGUCAUCGGCAACCUGCACCAGCUCGGCCGGGGCCGCCACCACCGGAGGCUGCAAGCCCUCGCGCGGCGUUACGGCCCGCUCUUCCUGCUCCGCCUCGGCUCCGUGCCCACCGUCGUGGUCUCCUUGCCCUCCCUGGCCGAGGCCGUGCUCAAAACCCAGGACCACGUCUUCUGCAGCCGGCCGCAGCCGCGCACCGCCCGCGGCACGCUCUACGGCUGCCGCGACAUGGCCUUCAGCCCCUACGGCGAGCGGUGGCGCCAGCUCCGCCGCAUCGCCGUGCUGCACCUCCUCAGCGCGAAGCGGGUCGACUCCUUCCGCUCCCUCCGGCAGCAGGAGGUCAUGGGCUUCGUGGAACGUAUCCGCGCCGGCGCCCCGGAGGGAGCAGUCAACGUGACCGAGCUCGUCAUCAGCCUGACCAACACCGUCAUCUCCAAGGCGGCGUUCGGGAACAGGCUCGGCGGCGUCGACCCAGGGGUGGUCCGCCAGAUGAUGAAGGAGCUCACCGAGCUGCUCGGGACCAUCGCCGUUAGCGACGUGUUCCCGCGGCUCCGGUGGGUGGACUGGGCGACGGGGCUCGACGCGAGGAUCGGUAGGACGACGGCUGAGCUCGACAGUGUCAUCGAGAAGACGCUCGCGGAGCACGAGGGGAGCCGAGCAAACGACGGUGAGGAGGUGCAUGACCUCCUGGACGGCUUGCUCUCGAUCUUCAAGGAUGGUGAUCAGGGGUUUAGGCUGGACCGGAUUGAUGUCAAGGCGCCCAUCUUGGACAUGUUUAUAGGAGGCACGGACACGAUCUAUAAGGCGAUAGAAUGGACGAUGGCGAGCUUGUUAAAAAUCCAACAGAAAUGGAGAAGGUGCAAGCAGAGGUGA